Molecule: messenger RNA, 1842 nt
Organism: Lachancea nothofagi CBS 11611
Lineage: Eukaryota; Fungi; Ascomycota; Saccharomycetes; Saccharomycetales; Saccharomycetaceae
Source: the annotation of a GenBank genome assembly
AUGAGUAUUGGGCUGGGCGCGGCGAUUUACGCAGCAGUGAAACCUGUUUUGAAGAUUUACUUGAUCAUCUUUGUUGGAUUUCUACUGGCGAAAUAUAAUCUGGCAACCGUGGAAACAAGCAGAGGUGUAUCAAAUAUGGUAGUAAACGCUAUUUUGCCAUGCUUAACGUUCAAUAAAAUCGUCGGUAAUAUUUCAGCCAAAGAUAUAAAAGAAGUGGGCGUCCUGGUUUUGACAGCUUUUCUGAUUUUUGUCACUGGAGGUGCCUGUGCUUAUCUUACGAAGGUAGUAACAAAAUCACCACGACAGUGGUACUGGGGGCUGCUUUUUGCGGGAACUUUUCCAAACAUAUCGGACCUGCCAAUUGCAUAUGUUCAAAGUAUGAGUAAUGGCUCAAUUUUUACCUCUGAUCAAGUUGACCGCGGUGUUGCUUAUUGCUGCAUAUUUCUAUGCACUCAAAGUUUUCUAAUGAUGAACUUUGGGAUGUUUAGACUGGUAGGGCUUGAUUUCAGAGAGGCUAAAAAAGACGAGGAACAACAACUUGACAACUCUGAAUCUAAUUCGACUGAGGAGGAGAGAAAAACUGCAAAAACUCAAAAAUCAUCUUCUAAAUCUUGGAGACGAAGCCGGAGCUCUGACAGUGACAAAGCUAAAAUGUCGAUGUCUCAUCAUAAAAACGAGGCAGGUUCUUCUCAGAGCCUAAGCAGCGAUGCUUUAAGUAACGAAAACUGCAGUAAUGAACAAUGUGAAAAUCCUCAUCAUUUUGUGGCUCCCUUUGAAACUACUAGUAGUUUAAGCUCUACUUCCGAGUAUGGGACCGAUAUUUUACCGCCCAUCGAAUCCCGAGGUUCAAGGCUGUCUCGUGGCUAUGACCAAUUUGUAGCUCCUACAUCAGCUACAGAGUCUUUGCAUAAAGUAAGCUCUACAAGGUCACGAUCCAGCAAACUAUCUACGAAUGUCGAUGGUAAAAGGAGAGGGAGGCCAAGGCGUCAAUCUCAGUCCAUGAAUGAUGUGAUCAACGAAUAUAGCGUCGCUAGCAGAAUCAAGAGUGGUGAGAUGGAUCUCACAAGACCAUUGUCAUUGACACAAGAGGUGGGAGAAGAAAAUGCAUUUACCAGAGACGAAAUCGAGAACUCGGAUUUGGAACGUGGAGUGACACAUAGCUCGCACCUUGAGGGCCCACUAUGCGCAAACCUAUCGCGAACAGCAACCAACAGGUCACAAAAUGCUCCGUCUAAAUUUUCAAUGUUUGUGGACAAGUAUAAGCUGGGAUGGCUGGUAUAUAUCCUAAUCAAUUUUUGCCGUCCUGCUUCCCUUGGCGCCCUCUUGGGUAUAAUAUGUUCUAUGAUCCCCUGGGUCAAGGCUUUAUUUGUGCAUACCUACGUACAUGUUCACCAAGCUCCUGAUGGCCAGCCCGUUCUCAAUUUCUUGAUGGAUUUUACGGGCUAUAUCGGUAAUGCUUGUGUUCCUUUAGGGUUGCUGCUGCUGGGUGGCACUUUGGCACGGCUAGAAGUAAAGAGCUUGCCACCCGGGUUUUGGAAGACGACUUUAAUGAUGACAGUGCUCAGACUUGCAAUACUUCCAAUAAUUGGAAUUGCUUGGGCCAACAAGCUAUACAACAUAAAUUGGAUUGACAAUGAGAUAGCUAAAUUUGUCGUGAUUCUCACCUGGGCCAUGCCCAGUGCAACAGCGCAGGUUUAUUUUACUGCUUUCUAUACUCCACUGGAUGGGGAUCACACUCAAAUGGAUUGUUUGUCGGUAUUCUUUUUGAGUCAGUAUGCUGUAUUAUUUAUUACACUAUCCGUGGUGGUUAGUUAUGCAUUAAAAGCUGAUCUAAAGGUUUAA